GACCAUAGAGCAGAAGAGCUUAGUUAGACCAUGGACCGUACCAAAAUUUUGAUGGGAUAGGUAGGAAAGUCCCGGAUGUGGUGGGCGCCAUUUUGAAAGUUUCUUGAGCGAUUUCUUCAGAUUUGAGGGUGGAUUCCCUGCGACACAAUGCGUCUCAAAAGAUUUCUGCUUCGCUAUUACCCUCCAGGUAUCAUCCUGGAGUAUGAACAAGGUGGCCAGACCAAGACCAAGUCAGUGGACCUGUUGGACCUGAAGCCAGAAACCGAUGUUGAUGCAGUAUUAGAUGAGAUUUCACGCAAGGAACCACUCAUCACCCCAUCUCGUAUGGAUCAAGUCAGAACACUCAUCAAAAAACUCCAGCAGAAGCUUGCUGCCACUGAUGACCAUGCUUUCUACCUGUUCAAGGUGCUCCGGGCUCACAUUCUUCCACUCACCAAUGUUGCCUUCAACAAGUCUGGAUCAAUGUUUAUCACAGGAAGCUAUGACAGAACCUGUAAGGUUUGGGACACAGCUUCAGGAGAAGAACUGCACACUCUGGAGGGACACAGAAAUGUGGUUUAUGCCAUAGCUUUUAACAAUCCAUAUGGCGAUAAGAUUGCUACUGGAUCAUUCGACAAGACUUGUAAACUGUGGAGCUCCGAGACUGGCAAAUGUUACCAUACCUUCAGGGGCCAUACUGCUGAAAUUGUGUGUACAGCAUUCAAUCCUCAGAGCACCAUAGUGGCUACUGGCAGUAUGGACACCACAGCAAAGAUAUGGGAUGUGCAAACAGGACAAGAGAUCUCCACACUCAUGGGUCAUUCAGCAGAAAUUAUUUCCUUGUCCUUCAACACAAAAGGAGACCAAGUCAUCACUGGCUCUUUUGACCACACAGUGACAUGCUGGGACGUCAGGUCAGGCAGUCGAAUCCACACUCUGAUUGGCCACCGUGGUGAGAUCAGUAGUGCUCAGUUCAACUGGGACUGUUCCCUGAUAGCAACAGGCUCUAUGGACAACACCUGCAAGAUCUGGGAUGCCAGGACAGGGCAGUGCAUAGGCACACUGCGAGGCCAUGAAGAUGAAGUGUUGGAUGUUGCCUUUGACUACACAGGACAGCUGUUAGCUACUGCAUCAGCAGACAGCACAGGUCGUGUGUACAAUGCUGUGACUCACCAGUGUCUGAUGAAGUUAGAAGGACAUGAGGGGGAAAUCUCCAAGGUGUGCUUUAACCCCCAAGGCAACAAGAUUUUGACUGCCAGUGCAGACAAGUCUGCUCGGCUGUGGGACCCCCAGACUGGCAAAUGUCAACAGAUUCUGGCAGGGCACUCUGAUGAGAUCUUCAGCUGUGCCUUUAACUAUGAGGGCAAUACAAUCAUCACAGGAAGUAAAGACAACACCUGUAGGAUAUGGCGGUGAUACCGGGCAUGAAGCAUGAGAGUGGGGAGAGGAGCUGGCAGACCAGACGGUUUAUGUGUCAAAGGUACAACCCUGUCAUAGACAUACACUAAUGCCAUGUUGUUAUCAUGCAAUCCUAAUGCAAUGGACACAACAGUCAGACAUAUACUUUAGACUCUACAAACAUUGCACAGUCAAUAAGAUUUAAAGUGGAAAAUAUACUGGAGAAUACUAGGUGUAUCAUUCAAAAUGAAUCCUUCGUAUGACUGUUGUAAACCCGUCAUGAACAGGUACAAGAUUUAUACAGUUUUCCUAGCUUUCAAAGUAGAUGCUACUCUGGUAUCAAAAUUCCCUACAGUGGUCUGAAAAUAAAUUACAACUGUCCCAAAAUUAGCUUGAAUUCUCCAAGGCCUUCUAAAAAGAAUUUGGUACUAUGAAUUGCAUUGACAUUUACUUACAGAUCAAAGAGUAUGUUUAACAAGUUUAUCUUUGUAACAUAUCAUUAAACAGAACUUUGAAGGAAAAAUUGAUAGAAGUUAUUACUGAUAGUUUUUCUGGCCAAUGUUACCUUUAGAAAACACUUGGUUAACAAGUUUUGGCCUCGUAUUGACCAGACACACUUCAAAUGUGCCUUCAGUUUUCAAAUGUCCCAAGAUUUUCCCUUAAAGCACACAUCGAGUUGUCCCAAGCCAAAUUUUGAUGGACUCUUGUUAAUUUUGAAUCCAGUGCUACUCUGGCUGGUUUUUGCUGGUGAUAUACUCAUUGCCUAGCUUGUUUCUAUGUACUCACAUGUCCUACUGUGGCUGGUCCUGGAGUCUGGGAAAGCUGAUAAAAGAAUGUGGCAUUCAUUAUUCCUGCGAACAACAGUUUUUUUUUAAAUACUACAAUACUACCUUCCUCAAACUACAAGUACUAUACAUGUUUAGGCAGGCAGGCUGGUAGCAUUAGAGGAUGUUGAUAUUUUGUUAUUUUCCUUCAUGAUCACAAUGAUGUUUAUCCAAGUCUCAUCAAGAAUGUACUUAGCGUUAACAUGAAUGUACAUGUACUAGGGGCUGCAUUGAAAGAUCUCUCAAAAUCAAUAGUUUUGAAAGUAAUGAGUACAGAUAAGUGACAUUCAGAUGUUUGAUGGGUGUGACAGCUGCUAUAUGGUACAGGCAAAAUUGUGGAUAUGAUUACACAGAAUGAUGUAGUUAUAACAAUCUGUUGUAGUUUUUCUCCCAUUUGAUGUAAGUAGAGCAUUAUGGUAGUUUAGAGAAGGUUGUGACUAGUGGUACACAUUACUGUUAACCAUAUAUUUUUGUUUCUCAUUCUUGCACUACAUUGUGUAUAGCUUGAUGCAGUCAUGUAGCAGUAUGGUUUUAGGCUUGUACAAUUUACUGUUUUUGAUGAAUUCUGAGAACAUUUUGUAAUUAAAAGUAAUUUUCUGCUUGAAAACAUUUUU
This is a messenger RNA of Branchiostoma floridae (Florida lancelet), 2815 nucleotides long. RefSeq names its product dynein assembly factor with WDR repeat domains 1-like. Gene Ontology annotation, molecular function: protein binding. Lineage: Eukaryota; Metazoa; Chordata; Leptocardii; Amphioxiformes; Branchiostomatidae. Bases 148 to 1395 code for a protein of 415 amino acids. The record is from RefSeq and is a predicted model, not a curated record. The transcript is spliced from 14 exons.